GUAUCUGUGGGUGGCAUAUUGCCAAUUCAUCCUCACACUCAGCUGUGAGUGUGCGGUAAUGAGAUGAAGCUGGCGCGGAGGGAUACAGCGUAAAUGAGGCCAGAGCGCAGCGGUGGCGCAUUACUACACCUCAGUCUGGCUCACUCACUCACUCACAUACACACACAGGGACAGAUCCUGCGUUUACUCGUCAACGUUUAAAACACAAACAGCUUUCUGCUGCUGAUUUUACACACAUUUAUCUGACGGGCCUUUUUAAGGAUGGCAGAUCAGCUGACCGAGGAACAGAUCGCUGAGUUCAAGGAGGCGUUCUCACUCUUCGACAAAGAUGGCGAUGGCACCAUUACCACCAAAGAGCUGGGUACAGUGAUGCGCUCAUUGGGUCAGAACCCCACUGAGGCCGAGCUCCAGGAUAUGAUCAAUGAGGUAGAUGCUGAUGGCAACGGAACUAUAGACUUCCCGGAGUUCCUAACCAUGAUGGCACGGAAAAUGAAGGACACGGACAGUGAAGAGGAAAUCCGAGAAGCUUUCAGAGUCUUUGACAAGGAGGCGUUCUCACUCUUCGACAAAGAUGGCGAUGGCACCAUUACCACCAAAGAAUUGGGCACAGUGAUGCGCUCAUUGGGUCAGAACCCCACUGAGGCCGAGCUGCAGGACAUGAUCAACGAGGUAGACGCUGAUGGCAACGGAACUAUAGACUUCCCAGAGUUCCUAACCAUGAUGGCAAGGAAAAUGAAGGACACGGACAGUGAAGAGGAAAUCCGAGAAGCUUUCAGAGUCUUUGACAAGGGUCAGGUGAACCAAAACCAGCUGAAAUAUACAAGGCUUCCUUGAAAAUGACCAGUCAACUAGUCAUCCAGGCAACCCGCUGACUUUGAAACC
Sinocyclocheilus rhinocerous is the source of this 882-nucleotide messenger RNA. Its product is annotated as calmodulin-alpha-like. Gene Ontology annotation, molecular function: calcium ion binding. Lineage: Eukaryota; Metazoa; Chordata; Actinopteri; Cypriniformes; Cyprinidae. The transcript is spliced from 7 exons. Bases 262 to 834 code for a protein of 190 amino acids. The record is from RefSeq and is a predicted model, not a curated record. Gene Ontology annotation, cellular component: myosin II complex.